Messenger RNA from Amphiprion ocellaris (clown anemonefish), 3037 nucleotides. Its product is annotated as beta-1,4-galactosyltransferase 1-like. Lineage: Eukaryota; Metazoa; Chordata; Actinopteri; Pomacentridae. Gene Ontology annotation, molecular function: beta-N-acetylglucosaminylglycopeptide beta-1,4-galactosyltransferase activity; cytoskeletal protein binding. The transcript is spliced from 2 exons. The record is from RefSeq and is a predicted model, not a curated record. Gene Ontology annotation, biological process: carbohydrate metabolic process; protein N-linked glycosylation. Bases 463 to 1509 code for a protein of 348 amino acids.
UCUAUACGGAUGAAGCGGAAUGUUUGCAGAGCUGAUCGGUAGUACAAUGAGUAAACCGGUGGUCUCGUAAUUUUAUCACUGGAUUACUGGUUUCCAAUCCUCUCACUGUACUUGAAAAAUAUUUUUAUUUGGGCCCGCACGUUUCUCUUUACUGUCUGUAGAUGAUAUUUACAUGGAUACAGACUUUAUUAAGUAGUGAUGCCGACGUUUUUCGGCGAGGUCUUCUUUAUCUGGUAUCUUUAUUUCACGUAAAUCCAGGUCUGAUCGUGACGAAUCUGCGGACGAAACAUCUGGAGACGGAAACUAUCGCCAUUUAACCUGAUCACCAGCUGAAAUGUAACACCUGCAUUCGUCUUUGCAAGUCAAAGGCGUUCCCGGUAAAAGAGACAGCAGAUCGUUUUUUUUAUUUUCUUAGAUGAUCUUGUUUUGUUCAGUCAGAUCAGGUUGGGCCACACAGCGAAAAUGACGAGAAAACGCUUCUGCUUCUUGGUAGCUUUAAUUCUGCUCAGUCUGGUGUUUCUUGCUGAGGUUUUCAUCAACAGCAAAGACAGCUUUUUGACUUCUAUAGCAAUACCAUAUCUUGUGGCAAAGGGAAACUACACAUUUUCCGGGAGGGUAAAAGAGACUGAAGACCGAAAAGUCAGCCAAGGAACGACACAUAUGCCGGCCUCUAUGAACAAGACUUUGGGACCCUGUACUGACCCCCCUCCAAAUCUUGUGGGACCUCUCCGAGUGGAGUUUAACUUAAGUCUGACUUUGGAAGAGGUGAGAAAGGAGAUCAGUCGUCCUCUCCAGGAGGGAGGAAGGUACAAGCCGCCAGACUGUGUCGCAAUACAGAAGGUGGCAAUCAUCAUCCCAUUCCGAAAUCGGCAUGAGCACCUGAAACAAUGGCUGUAUUAUGUCCAUCCUAUCUUGAUGCGGCAGCAGCUGGACUAUGGUGUGUAUGUCAUCAACCAGGAUGGAGAUGGACUGUUCAACCGGGCUAAACUGAUGAAUACAGGAUAUGUUGAAGCCCUGAAGCAAUAUGAUUAUGACUGCUUUGUCUUUUCUGACGUAGACCUGAUUCCCCUAGAUGACCGCAACAUCUACAAAUGUUUUGACAAUCCCAGACACUUGAGUGUGGCUAUCGACAAAUUUAACUAUGUUUUACCCUCUGAAACCCUCUUCGGUGGAGUCUCUUCAUUUUUCAAGAAUCAAUUCUUGAAAACUAAUGGCUUCUCGAACACUUACUGGGGCUGGGGUGGUGAGGAUGAUGAUAUGUGUAAGCGAACCCUCUUCCGUGGGAUGUCCAUUUCUCGGCCUAACGCUGAAAUUGGAAGGUACAAGAUGAUCAAACAUAACAGAGACUUGCACAAUGAGGUCAAUCCAGAGAAUGCUGAAAAAGUGGGACACGCCGAGACGACCAUGGAUGAAGACGGGAUUAAUUCCCUGAAAUACACAGUCAAGGAGAUUGUGAAGGAUGCAUUGUACACUUUUAUCACUGUGGAUAUUCAGGCUCCAGCAAGCUAAAAAACAUUUAAAACUACAUUUGGCAUUUAAUAAAUUUGAGUGAGAUACAACAUAUAUUUAUUCAAGUACGGUACUUGAAUAUAAUUUGAAGGUAUGUUGAGGUAUUUAGAGAUAAAAUACAAUUAUUAAUUUUAAUCAAUCAAUCAAUCAAUCAAUCAAAAUUUAUUUAUAGAGCACUUUACAACACUCAAAGUGACCAAAGUGCUUUCCAGUUAAAAUCAAACAGUAAAAUUAGAAAUAAAAGCAAAUUAAAAGAAAGCAACAAUAGAACACAUAACAAAAUCAAAUAAAAUCAAAUAAGAUAAAAUAAGAUAAACAUUACUGAGUAUUGAAAGCCAGUCUGAAAAGAUAUGUUUUGAGCCGGGGUUUGAAAAAGCCAAAGUUGGUGAUGGUGCACAUGUCAGGGGGCAGUUUGUUCCAAAGUCUGGGCCCAGCGACUGAAAGAGCUCGAUCACCCCAGUGUUUGUACCUGGCAUAAUUUAGUUCUAUUGAUUCCUACUGGAUGUCUGACAGAAAUGCAACAACAUCUUUUAUAUUUUUAUUGUUGUCAUAUGGGACACAGAGGAAAGGUACUAUGUCAGUGAGAAACCUGUUAUUACAUUUGUUGUUGAAAAUUGUUUAUACUGUUGUUUUCACUACUUUUGGUUGUCACAGUUUAAGAAUGACAAUGGGAUGAUUAUUAUUGUGGCAGUAAUGCAAUGGUUUAUGUAUAUGUUUUUUUUGGAUGGAAGGGGUUGAUAUUUAUUCACAACCUUUGCAGCAAACGUAGCAUUCUGUACAGUACCCAAAUAUAUGAUGAUGUCUUGUGGUCAGCAACAUUUUUUUUUAAUGAAACAUUUGAAAAGAAUUGUACUGAAAUGUAUUUCUUCUGUGGUUUAGCACCAAGCUUGGCCAUGAACAUCAAAACUAAAAGUAUGAGCACAUUGGGAAUGAGACACAAUCUACAUUAAGUACAAUUGUUCAAUAGAUUCAAGAUGCAAGCUACAAUAUUAACAAACAUUAUUUACCAUCUGAUCAGCAGAUAUACUGUAGCUGUCUUCUUUAUUCAUUCCCAUUUUUACAACAGUGUAAAUUUUCCCAGGAGUCAGUUACAGUUUCUUCUUUACUGGGGUGCUUUGCAUUCUAGAGACUUUGUAGGUUUGUCCCUCUACGUAAAACUGCCUUUGGACAAUCGAUCUUCUCCUACAAAGCAAUAACAGAAUGGAAUAAGCUUCCCACUGAACUAAAGACAAUAACUGAUUUUAAAAACUUUUCUAAAGAGAAUAAAAAAUGGAUCCGGAGAAACCAAACCUGUCAGCAUUGACAGUCCUUGAAAUGACGUUUUUUUUUUUCAAUCGUGUAAAUGUGAUGCAUUGCUUUUCUAUCUUUACUUGUUUCUCUCUUGCCUGCCGCAAGGACUGCAGAUGGAAACUAGCAAGUAUGCUAUAAUCUGGUACAGAGCAUCUCUACCUUGUGUUUAAUGUUCUUCUGUACAUGGUCCCUGUGAAAUAAACUAAUCAUAAUAAAAAAAGUUUCUAUUGUAACUGUC